ACAUCGGAAAAGCCCCCCCGACAUUUCCAUGGGUUUACCUCCGUUCAAUUUCCCGAAUACUUUCAGCUCCAUCUUCUUUCCUCUCCUUAUUCUCCUCCGAUCGAUAACCGCCGACAAAUCACCUGUUGAGUACGAUUCACAGCAUGCUAUCGCCGUCAACUGCGGUUUCCCCCGCAACUCCACAGCACUUAACGGCAGACAAUGGGUUGGAGAAACAGAUUCUGCUACCAUGAUCAUUUUUCAUGGACCUGGAAGUCAAUCAGUCAGCCCUCCUUACUCCAUUCACAACCUCCUCGAUCCCACUCCGUAUAUGACAGCUAGAGCUUCUCGGGCAUCAUUCACCUACACCUUCCAUGUUGGCUCCGGCUACAAGUUCAUCCGCCUUUACUUCUACCCAGCUUCUUACUCUGGUUUCAAAAGGUCAACGGCCUUCUUAACCGUAAAAUCAGGCCCGUAUACACUCCUCAACAAUUUCAGUGCUUUCCUAGCCGUCGGUUCUCUCGGCCUGAAAUCCAUUGUGAAGGAAUUCACCCUUUAUGUCCCUGUUGACGAACCCUUAUCAAUUACUUUCUCCCCCUCAAGAGUAAUCCCUUCUGAUGAGACAUUUGCAUUUGUAAAUGGAAUUGAAGUCGUUCCCAUGCCGCUUGGACUUUACUACACCAUGGAGGGAGAUGCAGGGGUGCAUGUUGUAGGGCAGAACUACCGACGUCCCAUCAGUAAAGCCAUUGCAAUGGAGAUGGCCCAUCGGUUAAACAUUGGUGGCAGCUCACUUUCAUCUUCUCAUGACACAAGUAUGUUCAGGGAGUGGACCAGCGAUUCAAACCAUCUCAUAGAAUCGAAUGUUUUUCCCAUAACGUCAACAAAUCGGAUCAAGUAUACUGAAACAUCAAAAAAUGGUGCACCACAGCGACUGUUCCAGAUGUCUUGGUCAAUGAACCGAAAUAAGCAAAUUAGUGAACGAGUAAGUUUUACAUGGAAGUUGCCUGUGGAUUCGGGUUUCGGGUAUCUCAUCAGAAUGCAUUUUUGUGAGCUUGAUUAUGAGGUGAAGGAGAGUGGGCAAAAGGAGUUUAGUAUUCUAAUAAAUAAUCAAAUGAUUGAGCCUAGAGGAGAUUUGAUCAGCUGGGGUGGUGAGAUUGGAGUUGCAAUCCAUAAGGAUUACUUGGUGACGGUGAGAGGAGACAAAAUGAUUGGUAAGAAAGAUCUAUUUGUAGCUUUGUACCCAGGUAACUAUGAUCAAACAACUGAAUUUAUUGACUCAGUUCUUAAGGGAAUUGAGGUUUUCAAACUAAGUAACCCGGACGACAGUCUUGCUGGAGUGAAUCCAGUCAUCUCCCUUCCUCAUGCUUGGAUAAAGACAAUCAGUAGAAAUGAAAUUGCAACUCUUGUUAUAAUUUUGAUUACACUUCUGAAUGUCAUUGUUUACCAAAUUUGUGAAGGAAAAAGUUGGAGUAAGAACAAUUCGCCAACACUACCAGAUGAGGAAUUGUGCCGUAGAUUUUCAUUUGGUGAGAUCUUAUCCGCAACCAACAAUUUUGAUAAAGAAUUAGAGAUUGGACAUGGGGGCUUCGGUAAGGUCUACAAAGGGGUUAUUGAUGGCAAGGCGGAAACAGUUGCAAUUAAAAGGUUAAGUUCUGAAUCUAGGCAGGGAGAGAAAGAAUUUAGGUCAGAAAUUGAUAUUCUUUCCAAGCUUCGACACAAACACCUUGUCUCUCUGAUAGGAUACUGCAACAAGGGUCGUGAAAUGAUUCUUGUUUACGAGUACAUGGAGCAUGGAACUCUCGCAGAUCAUCUUUACAAGAAAAAUCGUGAUGCUAGUAGCAAUGGAGAAGUGCCUCCUCCUCUUUCUUGGGAGCAAAGGCUCAAUGUAUGCUUGGGUGCUGCUCGCGGGUUAGAUUACCUGCACACCAAUAGUGAUCAGGACACCAUACAUCGAGAUGUCAAGAGCGAAAACAUUUUGUUGGAUAGGGAUUGGGUUGCCAAAAUUGCAGACUUUGGCAUAUGCAAAGUUGGAACUGCGAUCGAUACUCCCACCCAUAUCAGUACCGAUGUAAAGGGGACUAUUGGUUACCUAGAUCCCCAAUAUUUCUUGACCCGUAGGUUAACCAAAAAAUCUGAUUUCGGUGUUGUUUUGUGGGAAGCAUUAUGUGGGAGGCCAGCCGUUGAUACUAGAUUAGACGGGGAACAGUGCAGCCUCGUUUUGUGGGUUCAAAACUGCUUCAAGGUAGGAAUAGUUGACUCUAUCAUUGAUUCCAGUUUGAGGGAACAAAUACCAACUCCUUCCCUCAAAUUGUACCUUGAUCUUGCAAACCUAUGCUUGCAUAACCAGGCUAUUGAACGACCUACAAUGGCUGAAGUCACACAUGGCCUUGAAUCUGUAUUAGCGGCGGCUUCUGCAAUAUCUCAAGGUUCAAUCUCUUCAACCUCUUCUGGGCCAUUGCAACUGGAUGAUAAUAAAAUGCAGCAAAAGAAGAAGAUGACCAAGCAUGGCAACUUCUUCCAAAGGAGUUUCCAAUCUUUAGUUAGAAGAAUAGAUAUUCGACUGAGAAAGAGCAGUGAAAACACCAGUGUUAUGGAAUUGGAGCCUCGUCUAGAGAAUGCACUUCUACCCUUCCGUCGUUUUUCUCUUGCUGAGGUUAGAACGGCAACACACAACUUCAGUAAUGUUAUUGGAAGAAGUUGUUUUGGAAAAUGUUACCAAGGAAUGAUUGAUUAUGGAACCACCUUGGUUGCAAUCAAAGAGAAAGAGAUAAGGUUGCUAUGGGUAAAUGAAAUCUUGAUUAUGUCAAGAAUUAAUCAUCAUCGUAACAUGGUAAAUUUAAUUGGGUACUGCAAUGAGGAAGGCAGAAUGUUGGUUGUGUUGGAAUAUAUGAGUAACGGGUCCCUAAGUGAUCAUAUCCAUGAUAAGAAGAAGAAUCGUCUCCCAUGGAAAAGGAGGCUGGAGAUAUGCAUUGGUGUUGCCCAGGGAUUACGCCACCUUCAUUCUGAGAUGUCGCACGAAAGAGUGAUCCAUCGCGAUGUGAAGCCGGGUAAUAUCCUGCUAGACAGUAGUUGGGUCGCAAAGGUUUCAGACUUUGAGUUGGCAUCGGCAGCAUUGGGAUCCUCAACCCAUGUCACCACGGCGUUACGUGGUACCAUUGGCUACGUAGACCCAAAUUACCUCACGACCGGCCAUCUUACACUGAAAUCCGAUGUCUACUCUUUUGGUGUGGUAUUGCUGGAGAUACUUUGUGCCAGGAAACCUCAUGAUUUGUUUCAUUUAGAAAAUGAAGAUGUAUUUUUAGUAGACUACAUAAGCAACAUCAUCCAAGAGAAUAGAAUAGACGAUGCCAUGGACCAGUGUCUAGUGGGAAAGAUUGCUCCGGAGUGCUUGAUUCAGUACUUGCGGAUUGCGAUGAAUUGCGUGAAUGGUAGGGAAAUAUAUAGGCCAUCAAUGGAGGCAGUGGUGUCGGGCCUGAGUAACGUACUAGAGUUACAAGAGAGAUGGGAGUUAGACGCGGCUGUAGCAGCAGAUCCACCUUCUGGGGCGGCGUCAGAAGAAUGGUUCAGCAACAUGAUGGCCAUUGAGCGGGCCAGCAAGAAGAACACGGUGGCACAAGAUGAUGAUCUUGCCAAUUUCUCUCAGGAUGUGUCCGAAACAGAAUGGAUCGCCACUUUCUAGUAUUAUGUACUGAGUUCAAGGUAGGAUAUUUAGUCCACACCAGAAAUGUUGUAUAAUAUUGAACCUGGCCAAUAUCUAAAUAAGAUUACACAUUGGAAUCGACAAAUGACGAGU
This is a messenger RNA of Impatiens glandulifera, 3772 nucleotides long. RefSeq names its product receptor-like protein kinase FERONIA. Gene Ontology annotation, molecular function: transmembrane receptor protein tyrosine kinase activity; ATP binding. Gene Ontology annotation, cellular component: plasma membrane; plasmodesma. The coding region runs from base 29 to 3658 and encodes 1209 amino acids. The record is from RefSeq and is a predicted model, not a curated record. Lineage: Eukaryota; Viridiplantae; Streptophyta; Magnoliopsida; Ericales; Balsaminaceae. Gene Ontology annotation, biological process: protein autophosphorylation. The transcript is spliced from 3 exons.